Molecule: messenger RNA, 1133 nt
Organism: Octopus bimaculoides (California two-spot octopus)
Lineage: Eukaryota; Metazoa; Mollusca; Cephalopoda; Octopoda; Octopodidae
Source: RefSeq, a predicted model, not a curated record
GCAAAUAUAAAAAAAUAUAGAGAAAAAAAGCGCCACAACACACUCGGUUGUCAUAGUAACAAAAAUGGCGAAUUUGUCAGUUGAACAGGUGAAAACGAUCUCCUGUUUACCACCGGGAGUAAUUGCUGAAGAUGCGCUGUGUAGCACUUUAAAUCUGCCAUCAUGUGACAGGGCCAAGGACAUCCAGUACAGUCUUUAUUUGGAAAUUGUGUACAAUCACCUGAGAUUUGCUGUCGAUAAAGGUUUUACCUGGCCACAAGUUUGUCAGAUCCCUUACAUUGCUGGGAGUUUGCUUCAGAGAGUUAAAGUACAAAAGCUUCCCACGUUUUUGAAGUACCUCUUUACCCAGUCGAGAAACUGGUCGCAGAUUCUCGGUCCGCGAAACUACAAACUCUACAUGGAAUUCCUGUGCCAGAGCAUUGUACAGCAUUUUCUACUCUACAAGCACGUCUUUAGUUUCGUACCCCGGAAGGUUCCCCAACUUAAUCUCACCGUCUAUACACCCGUUGAACCGAAUUCGUUGUCUGAAGGAAAACCGAUUGAAAUUUGGAACUACGAGCAGCAGCUCGCCGAAUUAGCAAACGAAGAACAGGAAUUGUUAAAGAAAUUUGAAAGUAUGGAGACUAAAUGUUCAAAAGAGAUAUUUGAUGAAAUUCUGGGUCCAACAGAGGAAAGUUUUCAGAAAGAGCAUGUUGAAACUCUGGUGAAGAAUGUGGCAUCAGUUUUCUGUAACAAAAUCCAAGAUACAUUGGUGGCUAAUGUUGAACAAAAACACCAGGAAAUGCUGAUUAAUAUCAAGAAAGUCCUCUUACCUCGACCAGUAGCUCUCGUUAUUGGACUGCAGUGAUACUGGGGCACAACCUUGAAAGGUUUAGUCAAACAAAUCAACAUAGCCUGAUACAUAUUCUAUCAACCCCUUUUGCCAAAUCGCUAUGUCACAGGGACACAAACCAACACCAGUUGUCAUGUGGUGGACAAACACAGAUAUUUGUAUUAAUAUUUAGCAGAAGCAACAGAGGGACUCAAGAGUUGAGUUUCAUGUAUUGGUACUUGUCACUCUUGAUAAGAGCAAACACAUGAAACCCUCAGACCUUAAGUAACUUUUGCUUCUGAUAAAUAUUAGCAAAAAUAUU